UAAACACAUCUCGCUGGGCUGACGCAGCCUUGCGGUUCUGAUUUCCUUUGCUGAGCCCGGGCCUCAACGCCUUGAGGAGCUUUUUCAGGUUAUCUGAGAAGAUCCGGGGUGCUCAGCGCAUCCCGAAGCCACCUUGCCCGCGCCAUGUCCUGGAUGUUUAGGAGGGAUCCUUUUUGGAAAUAUUCGAUGUCUGUCCCGUAUAGAGCCCGUGAAAGUCCAAGACCUUCAUACCCAGGUUUCUUUCCAUAUUUUGAAUUCCCAGACUUUACCCCUUCAGAAAGCAGCCGAAAUAGUGAUGACCAGCAAGAUUUGGUUUUAUUUGGAAGUAUGAUUGGAGAAAUUAUUGGACUACACUAUUACGUAGGAAUUGUAAAUAAUAAUGAAAUGGUUGCUUUUCAACGAGAGCCUUAUAAUCCCUCUGAUAAGAAUACUAUUAAAGUAAAUAAUAUGUGUGGAAAUCAGGUUGGCCUUUUAAAGAGAGAACUUGCAGCUGCCUUGGCCUAUCUCAUGGACCACAGUUUAAUACAAAUAGAAGGGGUAGUCCCUUUUGGUGUAAGUAAUACUUACACCGUGCCCACCGUGCCUCUUCAUAUGACUUUCUGGGGAAAAGAAAAAAGUAGAAAAAUGGUUUUAGAUCAGUUGAAGAGACAUGGAUUUAACUUGGAUCCCACACCAAAAACUUCAGGAUUGAGUUUGGAGAAUGCAUGUGACUCUGGAGGAGCAGGACCAAGUAGCUCGGCUCAUGUUGCAGUACAGAUGACAACUGAACAGAUCAAAAUGGAAUUUGAGAAGUUAUUUGAAGAUAUAACCGAAGAUGAUAAAACUAUUGAAAUGGAAGCAGCUGAGGCUAUUGAAACACCAUUGCUUUCACACCAGAAACAAGCUCUCGCUUGGAUGAUUGCACAAGAGAACAACAAAGAACUUCCACCAUUCUGGGAGAAGCGAAAUGGCCUAUAUUAUAAUACAAUAACAAAUUUUUUUAUGAAGCAGCGACCAGAAAGUAUUCGUGGAGGAAUUUUAGCUGAUGCUUCGGGUUUGGGCAAAACUCUUACUGCCAUUGCUGUAAUUCUUACCAACUUCGAUGGUGACAGGCCUCUUCUCGGUGAAAGAAGCCGGAAGAAUGAUCCAGGGAAGGAAUACAAGGAUAAUACCGUUCAACUCAGAGGAAGUAAUACGAACAAAAAGGCAGACGGACACUCAGAGCCAUCCACAUCUAGUGAAGAACCCAGUAUUUCAGAUAUUCCGGAGAAGAGUAACUGUACCAUGUCAGAAUUGUCUAAUGCCUACCUUAAAAGAGUAAAAAUUACUGAGCAGCAUAUUGAAAGCAGUGAUUCAGGGGAAAUCGAGACAAGUGAACUACCCCAGCAAAUGAAAGGCGCAUAUAUGAUGGCGGGCUCAAAGAAAUGUGACACUGGAAAGAGGAUAAGAUCAACAUUGAUCAUCUGUCCACUCUCUGUGCUGGGCAAGUGGAUUGACCAGUUUGGACAACAUAUAAAUUCAGAAGUGGAGUUGAAUAUCUAUGUUUAUUAUGGUCCUGAUCGUAUUAGAGAUUCAGCCUGGCUUUCAACACAGGAUAUUAUUUUGACUACCUAUAAUAUUUUAAUUCAUGAGUAUGAACUAAGUCUGCAGACUAAAGAUGAUGAUAAUCCAUUAUAUGGCAUAAAGUGGUUAAGAGUGAUGCUGGAUGAUGGCCACGCCAUACGAAGUCCAAAUGCUCACCAGACAAGAGCAGUACUUGCAUUAGAGGCAGAGAAAAGAUGGAUAUUGACUGGUACUCCUAUCCAUAAUUCUUUAAGAGACAUGUGGGCUCUUAUGGCCUUUUUAAAACUUCAGCCAUUUAUUAAUAGAGAAUGGUGGAAUAGAAUAAUCCAGCGUCCUGUCACAAGAGGAGAUGAGGAAGGACUUAGGUAUUUACAGUCUUUAAUUAAAAGUACCACACUUAGAAGAACAAUGACAAGCAAAAUUAAAGGAAAACCUGUUUUGGAGUUUCCAGGAAAGAAAGUAUUUAUUCAGCAUGUUACUCUGUCAGAAGAAGAGAGAAAGGUUUAUCAGACUGUUAAAAAUGAAGGCAAAGCUACCAUUGAAAGGUAUUUUAGUGAUGGGACUGUCUUUGCACACUAUGCAGAUGUCGUGGGUCUUCUGCUUAGAUUGCGGCAGAUUUGUUGCCAUACCCAUCUUCUUACAGAAGGAUUGUCUUCAAGUGACCCCUCCAGAAGUGAUACACCUGAAGAACUGAGAAAGAUGUUAAUAGAGAAGAUGAAGUUAAUUCUGAGAUCUGGUUCAGAUGAAGAAUGUGCAAUUUGCCUGGAUUCAUUAAAACUUCCUGUGAUAACACAUUGUGCACAUGUGUUUUGUAGACCUUGUAUUUGCCAGGUCAUUCAGUGUGAGCAGCCACAUGCAAGGUGUCCUUUAUGCAGAACUAAAAUACAUGGAGAUAAUUUACUAGAAUGUCCUCCAGAAGAAUUGGCCUGUGACAGUGACAAAAAGUCCAACAUGGAAUGGUCGUCCAGCUCAAAGAUUAAUGCUCUAAUCCAUGCUUUGAUUGAAUUACGGACAGAAAACCCCAACAUAAAAUGUUUGGUUGUUUCUCAGUUUGCCUCAUUCCUGACUUUAAUAGAAAGAGCACUUGAAGCCUCAGGAUUUCUGUUUGUUCGCUUAGAUGGUUCCACAAUUCAAAAUAAAAUAGCUGAAUCAAAUCGUUUUAAAGCCACAGAACCAGGAUCUCCUAAUAUAAUGCUGCUGUCCUUAAAAGCAGGUGAACUCGGCUUGCAUCUCUCUACAGCUUCUCGUGUGUUCUUAAUGGAUCCAGCCUGGAAUCCUGCUGCAGAAGAUCAGUACUUUGAACGGGGCCAUCAACUGGGCCAGACACAAGAGAUUAUCAUCACAAAAUUCAUUGUGAAGGAUUCUGUUGAAGAAAAUAUGUUGAAAAUACAAAACGCGAAAAGAGAGCUUGGAGCCUUUGGAAUGAAGAAAAUAAACUCCAGCGAAUUGAAACAAGCUAAAAUCAAUGAAAUCAAAACUUUAAUUGAUCUGUAAUUUGUCGGGGUUUUCUAAGAUCAGUUUAAACAGAUACUUAAGUUUUACAGAUGAAAAAUACAGAUUUAAGAAUGAGAUCUAGGGCUGGAGCGAUAGCUCAGUGGUUAAGAGCACGAGGUCCUGAGUUCAAGUCUCAGCAACCACAUAGUGGCUCACAACCAUCUGUAAUGGGGUCUGAUGCCCUCUUCUGGUG
Messenger RNA from Grammomys surdaster, 3229 nucleotides. RefSeq names its product helicase like transcription factor (gene Hltf). Gene Ontology annotation, molecular function: hydrolase activity, acting on acid anhydrides, in phosphorus-containing anhydrides; ATP-dependent chromatin remodeler activity; nucleic acid binding. The transcript has 23 exons. The coding region runs from base 145 to 3036 and encodes 963 amino acids. The record is from RefSeq and is a predicted model, not a curated record. NCBI's taxonomy places the organism in Eukaryota, Metazoa, Chordata, Mammalia, Rodentia, Muridae.